AAUAACCAAGUCAUCAAUCAAAUCAUUCAGAAAUUUAAUACAGAAAAUAUAACCACAAAAGUUUAUUUAAUAAUAUUCAAUGACAUUAGCUAUAAACUUAAAGUAUAUUGUUUAAACUAUUUAACUGUCUUUCAAACGAAACAAAUUAAUGUUACUGCAUUUAAUGAUUAACAAAAGGAAACUUAUUUAUUCUUUUUAAAAUAAUAUAAAAUUUAUUUAUUGUUGAUUCUAGUGUUGAUGUAAUCAAAUGUUUAUGAAAAUUAAAUUAUAUAGUGAAUAUAUAUCAUUUCAAAUUGAUAAACAAUGAAUAGAGAUAGUGUGUAAUCAUUAUAUAACAUUUGUCUUAUUAAUCGCUUAAUUAAUAUAAAUGAAAUGUUCCAAAAAUGUAACGCUAGAAUAUAUAUUUUUAUCUGUAUUCAAUAAAAGCUCUGAAUGUUGUAACAGAUGAGUUUUGUGAACAAAAUACAUACCUAUUUAUUCUCACGCUUAAAACUGAUUGGAACUCGAAAAAUGACAUCUAAAAGUACAAAACCUCAAGUAUCUACUAUCAACAACAUCGUGCAAGAGGAAGUAUCAUUAAAAGGAGCUAAAGAUAGAUUGAAAAAGAUUUUCUACACUGGACUGAAUUCUGUGAAACCUCACAAAAUUAUUCAAAACAAAGUAACAUUCAAGAAUAAUGAAUUGUGCAUCGAUGGAACUGUGCUUACUCUUAAAGAAAGAGUUUAUUUAGUGGGAUUUGGCAAAGCUGUAAUGGGCAUGGCUAUAGCAAUAGAAAAGUUGCUUAAAAAUCAAUUGAUAAAAGGCAUUGUUAGUAUUCCAAGAGGAUUAAAAAGUAAGAUAUGGGAGAACGUCGACAACGACUCCUUUCCUCUACUUACUGGGGUAAUAGACUAUAGAGAAAACAGUUUAAAUAAUCAACCAGAUGAUGAUACUUUAAUAGUAACUCAAGAAAUAAUUAAUUUAGCAAAAUCUUUAACUGAAAAAGACACUUUAAUAGUUUUAAUAUCUGGGGGAGGAUCGGCUUUAUGCUCAAUGCCUCAUCCAUCAAUUACUUCAGAAGAGAAAUUGAAUAUUUGUAAGAAACUAUUUAAUUCAGGAGCCGAUAUCAAAGAAGUUAAUUUAAUCAGACAAAAAUUAUCAAUGGUAAAGGCAGGAGGACUCGCUAAAAUAGCUUAUCCUGCUCAAGUUAUUGGAUUAAUUUUAUCAGAUAUUAUUGGAGAUCCUGUAGAGUUAAUUGCAUCUGGACCAACUGUUUACAGUGUAAGAGAUCCUGAAAUAAUUGAAACGAUAUUAAAAAAGUAUGACUUGUUGGAUAAAGUUGAAGAUAAUUUGAAACAUAUUCUUUUGGAACGUGAAUCCAAUGAAGAUAAACUGUUUAUCGACAAAAUUGAUAAUAAAGAUCAAUUUCUUCAUGUGAACAAUUUUAUAAUUGGUAAUAAUUCAUUAGCUAUUGCUAAUGCUAAAAUUGAAACCAUCAGGCAGUCUUUGAAUCCUAUCGUUUUGUGUAAUAAUAUUGAAGGAUUGGUUAGUGAAGUCAGUUUAAUGUACUCAGAGUUAUGUCAACUGAUCUGCGAAGCUUGGAGUAAAGUAAUUUCUAAAGAGGAAUUUCAAGAAGCAUUGAAAAAUCAUCAAGGUCUUUCCUGGUUAAGUGGACGAGCAAAUGAAAUUUAUCAAGUCCUUGAAGUAACUGAAGGUCAAGGUUUAGUUUUAAUCGCAGGUGGAGAACCUACAAUAAUAGUAAAAGGAUCCGGAAAAGGUGGAAGAAAUCAAGAACUUGCUCUCACAUUCUCUUUUGACUGGUAUAAAGCUGUUAUGAAUAAUUCUAAGUUGAAUCCGUAUGAUGUAUUAUUUCUCAGUGCUGGUACUGAUGGACAAGACGGACCCACAGACGCGACAGGAGCUUUUGGAUAUGCUGGAAUAAAUUUUUCUAUAGUCAACAGUCAACAAGUUGUAAAUAAUAGACAAGUAAAUGAAAAAAACAAUACUUAUCUUGAAGCAAAGGUAGAAAGUGUGAGUUUAGAAAAUGUAUUAAAGAAUAAUGAUUCCUACUCUUUUUAUUCAUGGUUUAAAGAAGGUGAUGAUUUAUUGAAAACUGGAUUUACUGGAACUAAUGUGAUGGAUUUGCAUUUAAUUUAUAUUAAAAAACGACAAUGUAAAUGUUUAAACGAAAUUGAAAAAGAAAAUAGUAAAGAAGAACAUUGCAAAUGUUGAAAAAAUA
Chelonus insularis is the source of this 2218-nucleotide messenger RNA. Its product is annotated as glycerate kinase. Gene Ontology annotation, molecular function: glycerate kinase activity. NCBI's taxonomy places the organism in Eukaryota, Metazoa, Arthropoda, Insecta, Hymenoptera, Braconidae. Bases 445 to 2211 code for a protein of 588 amino acids. Gene Ontology annotation, biological process: protein phosphorylation. The transcript has 2 exons. The record is from RefSeq and is a predicted model, not a curated record. Gene Ontology annotation, cellular component: cytoplasm.